Microtus oregoni (creeping vole) is the source of this 2678-nucleotide messenger RNA. RefSeq names its product 2-acylglycerol O-acyltransferase 2. The record is from RefSeq and is a predicted model, not a curated record. Lineage: Eukaryota; Metazoa; Chordata; Mammalia; Rodentia; Cricetidae. Gene Ontology annotation, cellular component: endoplasmic reticulum membrane. The transcript is spliced from 6 exons. Gene Ontology annotation, biological process: triglyceride biosynthetic process; diacylglycerol biosynthetic process. Gene Ontology annotation, molecular function: diacylglycerol O-acyltransferase activity; 2-acylglycerol O-acyltransferase activity. The coding region runs from base 62 to 1066 and encodes 334 amino acids.
UAGCUCCUUCGGCCUGGAGCACAGCGGUGUGUGUGGAAGGGACCUCCGGAGCAAGCUCAGCAUGGUGGAGUUCGCACCCCUGUCGGUGCCAUGGGAGCGCAGGCUGCAGACUUUCGCAGUCCUGCAGUGGGUCUUCUCCUUCUUGGCCUUGGCUCAGAUCUGCAUCGCCAUCUUCAUAGGCCUCCUGUUCACAAGGUUCUGGCUUUUCUCUGUCCUGUAUGCCACCUGGUUGUUCCUGGACUGGGACAAGCCGCGCCAGGGAGGCCGGACCAUCCAGUUCGUCAGACGCUGGACCAUCUGGAAGUACAUGAGGGAUUACUUCCCCGUCAAACUGAUCAAGACGGCUGAGCUGAACCCUACCCAGAACUACAUCGCAGGCUUCCACCCCCAUGGAGUCCUGGCCGCAGGAGCCUUUCUCAACCUGUGCACUGAAAGCACCGGCUUUUCCUCGCUCUUCCCAGGAAUCCGAUCGAACCUGAUGACGUUGCCUUUGUGGUUCCGGGCCCCCUUCAUCCGGGAUUACAUCAUGUCUGUGGGGCUGGUCACAUCAGAAAAGGAGAGUGCUGGUCACAUUCUGAGCAAGAAGGAUGGCGGGAACUUGCUAGCCAUCAUCAUUGGGGGCUCCCAGGAGGCACUGGAUGCCAGGCCUGGAGCCUACCGCCUGCUGCUGAAGAAUCGGAAGGGCUUCAUCAGGCUCGCCCUGAUAUACGGGGCGGCGCUGGUGCCAAUCUUCUCCUUUGGGGAGAACAACCUGUUUAACCAAGUGGAGAACACCUCUGGCUCCUUGCUGCGCCGUGUCCAGAACCGACUACAGAAGAUCAUGGGCAUCUCCCUCCCUCUCUUCCAUGGCCGUGGUGUCUUCCAGUACAGCUUCGGCUUCAUGCCUUUCCGCCAGCCCAUCAACACCGUAGUGGGGAAGCCCAUCCAGGUGCCGAAGACACUACAGCCCUCAGAGAGGGAGGUGAACCAGCUUCACCAGCGCUACAUCAAUGAACUAUGCAAGCUCUUUGAGGAACACAAGCUCAAGUUCAAUGUUCCCGCUGACCAACAUCUGGAGUUCUGCUAAGAACCUCAAGCUGGAGGACAGCUGCAUCCGAGAAUCUGCAGGAGAGCUGUGAUGGGAGGGGACUUUCACAGUCAGCCCAGAUUCCUAUGAACCCAGCCACAGCUGGCAGGAUGGAAGAGGAUUUGUGCCUACAGCUGAAGUUCUGAAGUCUCCCUGUCCUUGCUUGGCCUUUUGGCCCAUCGGUAGGAUAGUGGGAAGGAAGCAAGCAGAGAAUGAUUGCUGAGGUCUCUACCCAUGGUUGUAAUGUCGCUCAAACAUGACCAAAGGGCAACCAGGGGCAAAAGAGAACAAAAUUCUUCUUUCCCCACCCUCAAGAGACGGUGCAAGAGAAGCCAGCACCCUAGGCCUCCCCUGUAUUUGUCCCUCAUCCUGCUCGCUGGAUGUCCCUUCUUCCCCUCUGAGCUGGAGGAGAUGUAGCCAAUUAUGCCCUGGCAUCCACCCUAUGUUUUUUCCAGACUCUGCAUCCUCCAAGCUGUGACAUCGAUAUCAAAGGAGCCCAGUCUUCCUUAGCCACUUGACUAUGAUCAAGGGUAGGGCUCCUUGCUAUCCUUCUGAGUCUCCGUUUCCCCAGCCUUGAUGACCUGGGAGCCUCUUCCUCAUGCGUUAAAACUAAUUCCAGCCCCUGUCUUGGCACAAAAGGGCAGCUUCAUACACGUUACUUCAAUAAAUGAAACAAUUCUGUUUUAUCUCCCUUCUCUUUCUCCCAACCAAUGGGAUGGACUGGAGUCUCAGCUUGAGCCCCCAGCCUUGUCCCGUGUCCCCGAUCUCACCUCAGAAGCUGGGUCAACAGGUUGUAGAAUCCUUUCUCCUGAAUGGUCACCCUGAGUUUUUCACCCUGGAAACAAGUAGGAAAGGACAUGCCUGUGGGAAGACCAGAACGUUGGAAGUCUGAGGUGAUGGCAUGGGUGGAUGUGUGUCUCCCAGUAGGGCCAUACUGUGGCCAGGAAAACCCUGGCUUCCUGGGUUGGAGAUCCAGCUCCUGCAGGAGAGCCCAGGGCAUGGCUGGAUUGGAAGAAUGCCUGACUGCCCCUCCUCUGUAACGGGAAGCAGAACCCUUCCAUGUAGGUGCAGUUUCUACAAUCACUGGAAAAGUUUCCACUGGGAUCCCAGCCCAGCCCCACCUAUCUCCAGUGACCACAGGUAAAUCAUCUGCCUCUAAAGCUCAAUGUUAGCAUCUGACACAAAGUUGUGAGUGGCUCCCAAGCCAUGGAGUCACAUCUCGCCCUCCGUGGCAGGCUGCACAGUACAUAGAAAUGAAGAGUUUGGUUACAUGGGCACUCGACACCUUCUGCAGGCUCCUGGGAUUGAGAAGGGAUGGCAUGGGACUAGACUCCAGCAGGGUGUGGCUGUGCACGCCUUUAACUCCAGCACUUGGGAGGCAGAGGCAGGUGGAUCUCCGUGAGUGAGUUUGAGGCCAGCCUGGUCUACAGAGUGAGUUCCAUGAUAACCAGGGCUAUGUAGAGAGAUCCUAUCUCAAAAUAAAAUAAUCACAUCCGAAUGCUGUGGGAACGCAUUCUGCUCCUUCAGUCAAUAGCCUUUAAGAUACCAGCCCACUUGGGGGCGGUCUCUUAUAGUUUAAAAAGCAGCAGGAACCGUGUGUGUGUGUGUGUGU